AUGACCCGUGCAAUCAAAACCAAUCAGGACCUUCUUCCUGAGACACCCUGGACCAACAUCUUCUACGACGACUUCUGCACGCUCCUGACACAUAGCGGUAGUCACAAGUCUUACCGGCCACUCUGCACACUCUCCUUCCGCCUGAACUUUGCGCUGGGUGGCCUGGAGCCCUGGGGCUUCCAUCUGGUGAACGUGGGGCUGCACUGCCUCACUGCUGCACUCUUCUCCCACCUGGCGGGGGCGCUGCUGGGCCGAGGCUGCUGGCAGCUGCUGGCCGGCCUGCUCUUUGCCACCCACCCCGUGCACACGGAGGCGGUGGCAGGUGUGGUGGGGCGGGCAGACGUGGGUGCUGCCCUCUUCUUCCUCCUGGCACUGUUGUGCUAUGCAGGGCACUGUGCCCGGCGGUCGGAGGGUGCCCGCGCCUCAGGCUGGGCGUGGCUCCUGGCCUGCCUGGCCUGCUCUGUGUGUAGCAUGCUGUGGAAGGAGCAGGGCAUCACUGUGCUCGCCGUGGCUGCCGUCUACGACCUGUUCGUCUUCCACAGGAUGAAGUUACAGCAUAUCCCAGGAAUCUUCUAUAAGAGGAAGAAUGUGUGUCUGCUGAUGAGCACAUUUCUGUUGGGCUCAUGGGGGGUCUUUCUCUUGGCCUUUCGCCUCUACUGGAUGGGCAACAAACCACCAAAUUUCUCCAACUCUGACAACCCUGCAGCUGAUUGCUCCAGCGUCCUCACCCGGUUACUAACCUUCUUUUACCUGCCUGCCCUGAAUAUGUGGCUCCUCCUCUUCCCAGAUAUGUUAAGCUUUGAUUGGUCAAUGGAUGCUCUGCCUCUUCUCAGAAGCAUCAGUGAUUGGAGAAAUCUCCACACUGUGGCCUUCUACACUGGGCUGAUGGCACUCGCAUGGUUUGGACUAUGCAGUCACCCAAACAAGGAAGAGACCGAUGGCAAGGCCCGUCAUGCAGCAAAUGGAAAACCCAGUACAAAUGGGCACAUUGUUGACACUGGCUACGAUCCCUUCAUUCCAGACUGGGACUAUGUGCAGAUGAAUGGAAAUGGUACCCAAACACAUCGUUUAACUAGGACUGUUUUGCCCACAACUGAGAAUGUUGUGGUCUUCUCAUUAGGAUUACUGACCAUCCCUUUCCUCCCCGCCACCAACCUGUUCUUCUACGUGGGUUUCGUGGUGGCCGAGAGGGUCCUCUACAUCCCCAGCAUGGGUUUCUGCCUGCUGGUGGCGGUGGGGACGAGAGCCCUGUGGGUGCGGCUCAAGAGCAGCUCAUCCAGGAGGCUGGUGCUAGCCUGCAGUGCUUCACUCGUGCUCCUCUUUGGGGUGAAGACAGUUCUAAGGAACCAGGACUGGCACAAUGAAGAGGUGCUGUAUAGGUCAGGGAUAACUGUGAACCCUGCCAAAGCCUGGGGAAAUCUUGGGAAUGUGUUGAAGACAGGGAAGAUGGCAGAGGCUGAGAGGGCGUACAGGAAUGCUCUGUACUACCGGAGGAAUAUGGCUGACAUGUUGUAUAACCUGGGUCUGUUGCUCCAGGAAAACAGGAAGUUCUCAGAGGCUCUGCACUACUACAAGCUGGCCAUCGGCAGCAGGCCAACACUUGCUUCUGCCUACUUGAACACAGGUAUCAUCCUGAUGAACCAGGGCCAUCUGGAAGAGGCCAAGCGCACCUUCCUCACUUGUGCAGACAUCCCCGAUGAGAACCUGAAGGAUCCGCAUGCACAUAAGAGCUCUGUCACCAGCUGCCUGUAUAACCUGGGAAAACUCCUGCAUGAGCAAGGUCACCAGGAGGAGGCCCUGUCUGUAUACAAAGAAGCAAUUCAGAAAAUGCCAAGGCAGUUUGCUCCUCAGAGCCUCUACAACAUGAUGGGAGAGUCAUACAUGAGGCUGAACAAGCUCUCGGAGGCUGGGCACUGGUACAGGGAGUCACUCCGGGUCAAACCUGACCACAUCCCAGCCCACCUCACCUAUGGCAAGCUGCUGGCCAUGACGGGCCAGAAAGCAGAAGCAGAGAGGUACUUUCGGGAGGCCAUCCAGCUUGAUCCCACUAAAGGAAACUGCUACAUGCAUUAUGGUCAGUUUUUGUUGGAGGAGUCGAGGCUUUUGGAAGCUGCAGAGAUGGCAGAGACAGCAGCUCAGUUGGACAGUGAGGAGUUUGAUGUGGUUUUCAGUGCGGCUCACAUGCUCAGACAAGCUAGCCUCAAUGACGCGGCUGAGCAGUACUACAAGCAAGCAGCUACCCUGAGACCUAAUUACCCUGCAGCCCUGAUGAACCUCGGGGCUAUCCUUCAUCUCAAUGGCAAACUACAGGAGGCUGAAUCUAAUUACCUAAAAGCUCUGCAAUUGAAACCUGAUGACACCAUCACCCAGUCCAACCUGCGCAAGCUGUGGAACAUCAGAAAGCAGGGCCUGAGGACACUGUCCCCAUGACUCAAACACUAAUGGACUGAGCAUAGCAUAAAAAAGGAUGAUCCUGCUUAGAUGAUCCAUAGCAAGUCACCAAGAGUUAGACGUGUCCAUAUUUAGUUUUUGGGACUUUUAUCCUCACGAGUGUUAUCCCAUUUGGUAUAUUUGAGAACAUCAAGAACCUGUGUGGGACCCAGCUUUCUCUGUGGGAGUGCUUAACUUGAAGUGGGCCAUUGGUAGAUACUUGAAGUCUCUUGAUUCUUUAAAUACUAGUUAGUUAAUUGAUGGUUAUUGGUAUUUGUAGGGCAAUAUUUGCCCUGAAGAAUGCAAAACUAGGCAAGA
This is a messenger RNA of Electrophorus electricus (electric eel), 2748 nucleotides long. Lineage: Eukaryota; Metazoa; Chordata; Actinopteri; Gymnotiformes; Gymnotidae. The record is from RefSeq and is a predicted model, not a curated record.